GGUGGGAAAAAAGAAAAGAAAGAAGAACCUCUCAUACUCCUAAACACCGAAAAGUCAGAGAGAAGAGCUAGAUAAAAAACCUCACCAUUUCCUCUUCCUACACCCUCCCUUCUUCUCCCCCCUCUUGUGGUCUGGGACUCUGAAGCUGCCCGCCUCCUCUCCGGGUCUCCGUCCACAUCGCGUCAUAAAUCCCUCUUCCCCCCGUCCCCGGCCUGGCACCUACCCUCCGCCAUUCCAAUCGCCAAUCCGCCUGGCGCACGCACCCCGAAUCCACCGUCGCAUUUGUUCGCGAGCUGCAGCUCCCGGUAACCCGUUCCGUUUCCGAGGGGCGGUCCGCUCUAGGGGCCGGCGCGUAUUUAGAUCCGGUCCUGCCUUGCGCUAGUGGGGGAGCGGAUUUAGGUGAGCAAGCAUCUUGAUUUUUUGACCAAUCUUUUGCUCUGCCCCACCUCGUGGUGUUCGUUGUAUAAAUCUUCUGUUGGGGGGUGGGAAGAGGAGACCAAGCCCGGAGCAAGAGCCGCGGUUUCAAGGAUCCUCAGGAAUCACCAAGUGUUCAAGUGCUGGUAUUGGGAGUGAAAAAAAGGAUUUUAGACGUUGCUGUUUUACCUUUGUCUAAAAAUGUUGAGGCAGAGCUCUAGUAGAAAUCACAGAUCCAGAGGUCUGAAGCUAAAGAAGGCUCUCCAGAUAACUCUCUUGAUUCUGGUUUCUGUUUGGUUGAUCUACCAAGUUAAGCAUUCUUAUGAGAAGAAGGCGUCAUAUAGCGAAGAUGAAGGGAAUGAUCUACAUAAAGAUGAUAAGGACCAGGGGGUGGUUAUCAGAUUGAGCAGGAAGGACCUACCUUCAAAGAUGGAGGCUGAUUCUUCAACAUUGGAUGAAAAGGUGGAGGAUGAAGAGAAUGAUGAAAUGGAGCAAGAAAUGAAACAUGAUGAGAAUGAUGAGGACCCCAUCGAUGAGCAAGACCUAGAGAAGGACGAAGAUCUUCCCGAGCCUGGUGAACAUUCUGCUGACAAGGAUGGAGAUGAUGUGGGUGUGUUUGAGGAUGAAGAGCAUAAGGAGCGGUCUCAGGAGGAUCAAGAGAAGAGCUUCCAUGGUGAUAAUGUUUCUAGUGCUGUCACUCAUGAUCCCCCAUCAUCUGAGCAAGAUGAGCUGUCCCAUCAUGCCCAAGAGAAGGUCUUGUUCGUGGAUGAUGCUUCAUCUGCAGUGCCUCAUGAAAACCACGAGGGCGGAAGCAAGGAGGAGGAAGUGCGCAGGGCUAGGGAGAAGAGUUUCAGAGGUGAUGAUGUGGCUAGCUCUGUGGAUCAUGAUGCCAAGUUGACAAAACCUCUUCCCGAGGACCAAUUGAACACCAUGGAUAGGAUAUUUGAAGGCACCACAAAUUUGUCCAAUGGAAUUUCAUUUCGGGGGCCUGGUGUAAAUGGAUCAAAUGCUACCGGGGGACAUGUGGCUACUCCAACUAAUAUGUCUUCCCAUCAGAAUGCUGACAUUCCUAGCAUGAAUCCAGAAAGCAAGAUCCAUUCCACUCCAGCAAAUUUGACCAGUGACCAUGAGCAAACUAAUUCAACUUUGAAUGGUCAAGCAGAGCAGCAAGUGAAUUCAACGGUGGUGCUGCAGGGAGAAGUACAGCCUUUGACUGACCAGACAACAUCUGUUGAGUUGCAUUCUCCACCAAAUGGCACCUUGGCUCAGGUAACAGAUGGGCAAAAGUCCACAUCUGGAGCUGGGAAUGAUGACAAUAACACUGGCGCAUCCUCCACCCCGGUGGACAACAAGGCUGACAGUGAGGAUGCUCACAAAGAAGACGUGGAUGUCUCCACGAAAAUAAUGAACAGGGCAAUGAGUGAAGAAGAAGUUGUCCCUGAAUGAUAAUAAGAUGAGAUCCUCCUCUCUUAUUAGGCUCUGGUGUAACCUGUAAGUUCGUAGGACUUGGUUUCUUCAUCUCCUAGACUCGGAGAUGCAAUGCAAGCAGGCUAUCUCUGUUGCCCCACUUUUUGUAAAAGUGUUCGAUAGAUACCUGCUUUGUAUUGCCUAGUAGUAGUAGUACAUCGUGAUGGUCUGGGGCAAGUGAUGAACAAGAAGCAUGUACCCACAGGAAUAUAGCGAUUCGGCAGCUCAGAAACUUGGCUGCUUGAAUCAUGUGUCAACCAGGCUAUCAAUGAGAUGUCCAUCACGCCCACCAUUAAGCCUGAAUACGUGUUGUUGUGAACUGUGAUGCUUGCAUAGUUGUAGCCAUUUAAAUGCUCUGUGUUGCAGCCUAA
Molecule: messenger RNA, 2252 nt
Organism: Panicum virgatum (switchgrass)
Lineage: Eukaryota; Viridiplantae; Streptophyta; Magnoliopsida; Poales; Poaceae
Exons: 2
Coding region: 616-1860 (414 amino acids)
Source: RefSeq, a predicted model, not a curated record